This is a messenger RNA of Argiope bruennichi, 1236 nucleotides long. RefSeq lists its product as uncharacterized. Bases 40 to 1032 code for a protein of 330 amino acids. Lineage: Eukaryota; Metazoa; Arthropoda; Arachnida; Araneae; Araneidae. The record is from RefSeq and is a predicted model, not a curated record. The transcript is spliced from 5 exons.
AGAGCUGGUUUCGCUUCUUUCCGCUUCAGACAGAGCGGAAUGGAUGGGAAAUAUAAGGGAAAAGAACCAGAAGAUUUGUUCCAAGACUUAUUCAACAAGUGUCAAAAACUCGGAAUCUCUCCCCAGGAGUUCGCUCAGUUACCGGCUGUUAGAAAACUCAGAUCGAAACAAAACAGCUUCCUAAAGAGCAUCUCCGUUUGGCUUUUUUCGGCCUUUAUUUUGGUAUGCGCUUUGGUGCUUUCUUUUGGUUUUGAGCCCAUCGCAGUUGUGUUAGCCAAAAUUUGGUAUCACUUUCGCGACUAUGACAUAGAGAAUGAGUUGUGCGUUUUAAAUAUGCCGCCAGAAAUGCAAAAUAUAUUCAUGCCGCCGGUCGAUUGUUCGAUUUGCAGAAAUCUGUCAGAAGUCGAGAGAGUGAAGAACAUAUCGCCGCAAGAAUUUGAAAGAAGAUUUGCUUAUUCAACCGUACCAGUGAUAGUGACCGAUGGAACGAGGAACUGGACAGCUCUGAAUACUUUCAGCUUCAAUUUUUUCAGAAAUCUUUAUCUGGGAGAUGAGGACGAUAUAUUCUGGGAGACCGAGAGAGAGUGCCAGUUUUUUCCUUAUCAAACAGAAUUCCAAAGCUUAGCGGAAGUCCUGUCGAUGAGCCCAGAAAGAGCCGAAAAGCCGUGGUACAUUGGAUGGAGUAACUGUGAUAGCAAAAUAGGGAAUAUUUUGAGGAAACAUUAUAAACGACCCUAUUUUUUGCCCCCACUCUCUGAAAGUACGAAUAUCGAUUGGAUUUUUAUGGGGAAGCCGGGAUACGGUGCUCACAUGCACAUUGACCACGUGAACAACCCUUCUUGGCAAGCCCAAAUUAAAGGCAGCAAACUGUGGACUCUGGAGCCAGUUCCGGAAUGUUACAAUGAAUGCAGAACCUUGGAAACAAUAGUCAAUCCAGGCGAAGUCAUUGUUCUGGAUACAAACCGUUGGUAUCACAAGACGCUGAUAAUCGGCGAUGAACUCAGUAUUACAAUCGGAUCGGAGUAUGACUGAUUACAGAAAAAUGCUGCGGUUGUUGCGUACAUUUUAUUUCAUUCUAGUCAUAAAACACGUGAUUCCUGAUUAUGGUAGCAAGUUCCGCAAAAGAUGAAUGUUUUAUUUUGUUUGUUUCGUUGCGUGUGUGUUGCGUUUAUUUUUGUAUAUUUAUGUUGAUGCAUUUGCUUGUCAUUUCUAAACUACUACUAGUAAUAAAAUUGA